UUAAGGAAAACACUAGACGAGGUCUUUAUGCCUUCGAGAUGUGGAGCUACCGUCGCAUGCUGCGAUUAAGUUGGACUCAGAAAGUCACCAAUAUGAAGGUUCUCCAACGCGUCGGUAUAUCCAGGAAAUUGAAGCAAACUGUCAAUAAACGGAAAGUAGCGUAUUUGGGGCAUAUUCUUAGGAGUGAAAGAUACCAGCUGCUUCAAUUAAUUUGGAUGGCCAAAAUUGAAGGGAGAAGACGUCGAGAAAGGAGGAGGUCGUGGCUGGGGAACAUCCGCGAAUGGACCGGCGUUACAACCGAAGAACAGCUGUUUCGUCUUGCUUCUGACAGAGAAGAGUUCUCAAAGCUGACGGCCAACGUCCAGUAA
This is a messenger RNA of Pectinophora gossypiella (pink bollworm), 368 nucleotides long. RefSeq lists its product as uncharacterized. The transcript has a single exon. NCBI's taxonomy places the organism in Eukaryota, Metazoa, Arthropoda, Insecta, Lepidoptera, Gelechiidae. Bases 39 to 368 code for a protein of 109 amino acids. The record is from RefSeq and is a predicted model, not a curated record.